AUGGCAAAGUCGGACAGGGUGGUCUGCACCCUCCUCCUCCUCGUCCUCCUCCUCGCCACACUGUGCUGCCAGAGCCUGGCUCAGAGAGCCCCGGCCAUGCCAGACAAGUGCUGUUUCAACUUCCAGAGGAGAAGGAUCAAGAGAGACAACAUCGUUGCCUGCUACCCCACCAGCCCCGAGUGCCCACACCAGGCUGUAAUCUUCAGGGUGAGGAGUGGGAAGGAGAUCUGCACCCAGGCAAGCCGGGCCUGGCUGAGGAGGUACCAGCAGAACUUCCAGGUCAACUCCUUCUCCAUCCCCAGCUAG
This is a messenger RNA of Apaloderma vittatum (bar-tailed trogon), 306 nucleotides long. RefSeq names its product C-C motif chemokine 4-like. Gene Ontology annotation, cellular component: extracellular region. Gene Ontology annotation, molecular function: CCR chemokine receptor binding; chemokine activity. The record is from RefSeq and is a predicted model, not a curated record. Gene Ontology annotation, biological process: positive regulation of GTPase activity; monocyte chemotaxis; cellular response to tumor necrosis factor. NCBI's taxonomy places the organism in Eukaryota, Metazoa, Chordata, Aves, Trogoniformes, Trogonidae. Bases 1 to 306 code for a protein of 101 amino acids. The transcript is spliced from 3 exons.